This is a messenger RNA of Musa acuminata AAA Group (dessert banana), 1159 nucleotides long. RefSeq lists its product as uncharacterized. Lineage: Eukaryota; Viridiplantae; Streptophyta; Magnoliopsida; Zingiberales; Musaceae. Gene Ontology annotation, biological process: proteasome assembly. The record is from RefSeq and is a predicted model, not a curated record. The transcript has 8 exons. Bases 460 to 837 code for a protein of 125 amino acids.
CCCGUUGCUGCCGGCCGCCGUGCAUCCUUUGGAAUUCAUCCUUCUUGACGCCACUAGCGAAUCCUCCUCGUUGGAAGCCGCUGUUGCUUAUUACUCCACAUCACGAGGCUGAGACGCCCGAGGACGACAUCGCCGCCGGCCGCUGCCAGGUUCGAGUUCUGCAGCCUGAGGUAGCCUGCUUCUCUUCUGUGGUAGUCCUAUUUCUUCUUUUGUUUAUGCCGUAGGGGAUGGAUGAGUCCCUGGUCAAGAAUUGGGAUUUGGAAGCCAGAGGUUUUCACAAUCAUACCCCUUAAAGCUAGGGGUUAGGACUAACUUCCACCAAAUUCUUGAACCAUGUUCUCAACCCCUAACUUGGCUUACCUUGGAAGCAAUCGUUUUCUCCUCCCCGCUGAUACGUCCCUCCGUCGGCGAUUAAGACUUUGAAGGAAUAAUCAGGCUCACUGUUAAACAGAGAGAACAAUGGAUUCAGGUCAGUCUUUUCGCUUCCCCGUCGCUCACAAUGCAGUUUCUUUGGAUAUCAAGGGGAAUAAAACUGAAAUUAUAAUCUGCAAGUAUGAUGAUAAAUUUCUGGUCAUAGUGACCCAGAUUGGAUGCAUGGGGACAAUACUGCAUGCCAGGAAGGAGGAAAGUGUAUUGACCGAUCCAACUUACAGUGUCUCCAUUAUAUUUGGUAAAAGAGAUGAGCCAUGGCUUAUUGCAUGUGGUCGCCAGUUGAUUGAACAUAUAAGUUGCUCUGGCUCUUCUAUGCAUUUGGUGCUUUCUCUUGGGCUGAAGGAUCAUUCUCCGGAAACUCUGAAGGAUGUCACUCUAGCUGUAAUCGAGAAUCGCCUAUGGUGAACUGCAUUGCUAUUCCUUAUUAGCUUCUAAAGCUUCAGACCUGGAAACCAUAUCUGGUGCUUUUUUGCCAGCAUCAUCGCAUGCUAAAUCGACGAGGUCAAUGAACCGAUGUUUCUAAAAUAUGCUUGGCGUUGCAUUGCAAGACUAUUUACCAGAGUGAUUCCUGCUAUGUUCACAAUGAAGUGAAACUUUUGGAAAUAUUAUGUUUGUACUAUAAUGAACGUUACAACUUCUUGAUUUAAUAGAUGGCUAAUAAUGUAACUAGAGAAUGAUUGUUAAUUUCAUUAUGAAAUGAUAGUUAGCCCACAGAAGAUGAACGUAA